Molecule: messenger RNA, 801 nt
Organism: Suillus paluster
Lineage: Eukaryota; Fungi; Basidiomycota; Agaricomycetes; Boletales; Suillaceae
Exons: 4
Coding region: 159-767 (202 amino acids)
Source: RefSeq, a predicted model, not a curated record
AGUGAACACCUGCUGGAUCAGAAUGGACCACGCAUACACCCCUUCGCAUCCUUCCUCAUCGCACGCUGCUCACAGUGCUGCCCUGCCCCAAGGAAACACCAACGAACUUAAUCCGAAUCCUGGAAUGUAUAUGGGUAUGCCCUGGUCCCAGCCGGCAUAUGCUCCUCAGCACUAUCCUUCCCUAUCCGUCUCAACACUACCUUCCGCAACCCGACAAUGUCUCGGCCGGUCAAAAGCGUGUCGCGGAAGAUCUUGGGGACGACAAAGCAAGCAAGAAAAGCAAGCUUCCAAAAAAGAUAUCGAAGGACCCGGAAUUUGUGCAACUGCCAGACGAGAAUGGUCGCCGGGUCAUCAAAUGCUUGAGGUGUGAUGAAAAAAUGAAUUCUACGAGCUAUGGCAAGCACAUCCAGACGUUAAAACAUCGAGGCCUCACAGAAGGAGAAUUUAUCUGCGGUUGUGGCCACCCGUAUAGCAGGAUAGAUGCUCUGGAGAGGCACUGGAAAGAUUCUCCCUGUGGCAAGAAACGCAAGAUGUGCAAACGGCCAUCCUCCUCAAUCCCUAGUCAAGGCUCGACGAGUUCCGCUUCUGCUUCGCCUGCGGCAGUUCCCCACCGCCCCUUUCACCUUCCACGCUCCUGCAGCCGACGUGUCAAUGUCCAGUGGCUUGAUGACAUCCAACGUCGCAGAGUACGUGCACAUCUCGCCCCAGGUUACGCAAUCGCAGGAAACGACCACUCCCGCGGAUCACUUACUGUCCGCCCCUGUUGAAAGCGUAGACCCUGUUGUGACAGCCCUGUUCACG